Molecule: messenger RNA, 322 nt
Organism: Candidula unifasciata
Lineage: Eukaryota; Metazoa; Mollusca; Gastropoda; Stylommatophora; Geomitridae
Source: the annotation of a GenBank genome assembly
CUGCAGACGAGACAUGUCGUUUCCCAGAAUUCCUACAAAGUUACCCAACGGAAGGCCCUAUCAAACCGUGGACCUCCCGGAUGUGGUGGCUCUACCUACGGCAUGCACCAAAAUGGGCUGAAAAACAGGAUAUUUAUGUCAAGAACGGUCAGAUCUGGCGUUACAGAGAAAACAACCUCCAGGAAUGCGAGAACUCCCACAAGAAGGUCUACCAUAAAACAAACUUUGGCGGUUGCUCGGAGCGGCAGCUUGUCUACAAUCGGACUUGUAUCCACGAAGCAGGAUUUAACACCUUCAGGAUCAUUGAGUACAACGCCGACAG